Molecule: messenger RNA, 564 nt
Organism: Mesorhabditis belari
Lineage: Eukaryota; Metazoa; Nematoda; Chromadorea; Rhabditida; Rhabditidae
Source: the annotation of a GenBank genome assembly
AUGCGGUACUUGUCUUCCAAUGUGAAAGCGACAACGGCCACAUAUUUGAGACGGCAAAUGAGUGAUGAGUAUGUGAAGUUGGCAAAAGAACACUCAUAUAGAGCAAGAAGUGCGUUUAAACUGAUCGAAAUGGAUGAUCGAUACCAUUUUCUGAAGCCAGGAAAAGUUGUGGUUGACGUAGGGGCUGCCCCUGGUUCCUGGAGCCAAGUUUCGGCUAGCAGAUUACGCUUACCACAAGAAAAAGCCAGUUACUUAUUAUCGAUUGACUUGCAGGAACGCAAAAUAAAUGUUCUUUUAUCCGAUAUGGCCCCAAAUCCUACAGGUGACAGUAAUACGGAUCAUUUGCGACUAUUAAAUCUAUGUCGACUCCUUUUGAAUAUGACCAAACCUCCAAACUCGAUAUUUCCGUUAGAUGAUGGAGCUGUUUUCAUCUGCAAGAUUUGGAAUGGUGUCGAGACAAAGGAUUUCAUCAAAGAAAUGAAAGCAACUUUUAAAAAAGUGACCCUUUUUAAGCCUACUGCUUGUAGAGAGUCAAGCGCAGAAAUGUAUGUGAUCGGUGUUAAG